AGAGAGAGAUGGGUAUGGGAUGGGGAGUUGUGAACGAUGUGAAGCCGUACCUAGCGAUGGUGCUGCUGCAGGUGGGGUUCGCCGGGAUGAACAUCGUUGCCGUGUCGUCCCUCAAGGGCGGGAUGAGCCACUUCGUCCUCGUCGUCUACCGUAACAUCGUCGCCACCGCCUUCAUGGCGCCCUUCGCUCUCUAUUUCGAGAGGGAACGGAGGCCAAAGAUGACAACCACCAUCUUCAUAAAGAUUAUGUGGCUCGCAUUUCUCGAGCCGGUGCUCGACCAGAACGUGUACUUCAUGGGCGCGAAGCUGACCUCGGCUGGGUUCUCGACGGCGCUCCUCAAUACCCUCCCGGCUGUCACCUUCGUGCUGGCCCUCAUCCUGCGCAUGGAGAAGGUGCGGCUGCGGAGCCUGCACAGCCAGGCCAAGAUCGCUGGCACGGUCCUCACGGUGGCCGGCGCCGUGCUGAUGGUCCUGUACCACGGCCCUACCCUGCGGUUCCCGUGGACUAAGGGCCAUCACCACGCCACCAUCGGGGGCCAGGGCGCCGCCGCGCGGGACUGGCUCGUCGGGACCAUAAUGCUCAUCGCCUCCUGCAUGAUCUGGCCGGGCUUCUUCAUCCUCCAGGCCAACACGCUCCGGAGCUACCCGGCGGAGCUGUCUCUCACGGCGCUCAUCUGCGGCAUGGGCUCGCUGAUGAGCGGCGCCGUCGCCCUCGUCGCUGAGCGCGCCAACACCCAGGUCUGGGCUAUCGGCUUCGAUAACCGCCUCUUCACCGUCGUCUACGGCGGCAUAGUGUGCUCCGGCGUGGCGUACUACUUGCAGGGCGUCGUGUCGAGGCAAAGGGGCCCGGUGUUCGUGACGGCCUUCAGCCCGCUCAGCAUGGUCAUAACCGCCGUCAUGGGCUCCAUCAUUCUCAAGGAGGAGAUCACUCUCGGAAGUGUGAUUGGGGCAGUGAUCAUCGUGUCAGGCCUGUACUUUCUCAUCUGGGGCAAGAGCAAGGACGCCAUCAGCCCCAGUCAAGUCUCCGACGUCAGCGUCAAGGGAGCCGGUGAACUGCCCUUAACCUCGGUCACCAACGGCCACGGCCACGGCAAGCAGUGCGGCCACGCCCACGGCAAGCAGUGCGGCCUCGGCAACGGCAACGGCGGCCAUGUCGACGUCGAGACGCCCACGACCAAUGGGCACUGCUAGCCAAGGGAUCGUGUUAUACGUACUGUAGUUGUUCAUCUAGCUUUUCCCUUGUACUGCAUAGUGCAUCGAUCAAUCAUGCAUGGAGACGAAUUUUCUUUU
Triticum aestivum (bread wheat) is the source of this 1289-nucleotide messenger RNA. RefSeq names its product WAT1-related protein At1g44800-like. Gene Ontology annotation, cellular component: membrane. The coding region runs from base 9 to 1190 and encodes 393 amino acids. Gene Ontology annotation, molecular function: transmembrane transporter activity. The transcript is spliced from 4 exons. The record is from RefSeq and is a predicted model, not a curated record. NCBI's taxonomy places the organism in Eukaryota, Viridiplantae, Streptophyta, Magnoliopsida, Poales, Poaceae.